Boleophthalmus pectinirostris (great blue-spotted mudskipper) is the source of this 19835-nucleotide messenger RNA. It is a transcript of the gene ahnak, whose product is annotated as AHNAK nucleoprotein. Gene Ontology annotation, biological process: regulation of RNA splicing. Lineage: Eukaryota; Metazoa; Chordata; Actinopteri; Gobiiformes; Gobiidae. Gene Ontology annotation, molecular function: protein binding. The record is from RefSeq and is a predicted model, not a curated record. Gene Ontology annotation, cellular component: nucleus; costamere; cytoplasm.
GUCCAGCCACUCCACUUACCCAGAGGAGCAGCCACACAGCAUACUGAAAAAACCAACAGGCAAAAAUCAACAGAGGGGAGGGAGUCCAGGAGGCGGAGGGGAAGGAGGAGGUGAAAACGCCCUGGAAAUUUUGAUAGAGAAAUAGGAAGGCUUGAGAAAAGCAAACCAGACUGCACAGUUGACCAGUCUUUUAGACAACGCUGAUCUUAGGUUGGGUGGAAGGGAAGAGGUUUUCAAGGAUGCUCAAGCAGAAGUAAGGCUUCGAGGCGCCCCUGCUGCGCACAGAAGUCAAGAACCAAAGACAAACUUUCAGAGUGAAGGCCUUGGCACUGCUUGAGCAAUCCAAGGAAAACCAAGGCUGACCUUCAAUCACACCAGAAGUAUAAAAAAAAAAAAGACAAGAAAAGAUGGCAGAAGAAGAAGAAACCAGAGAAGUGUUGUUUCCGGACUGGGAAGGUCCAGAUAAAACUGGCCUUACCCUUGAACAAACAAAGGAAGGUGAGCUUUUUGUCAAGGAAGUCAAAGGAGAAUCACCAGCAGGACGAUCAGGAAAAGUUUAUGAAGGUGAUCAGGUUGUUGGUGCCACUAUCUAUUUUGAGAAUAUGACCACAGAGGAGACAGAAGAUUUACUGAAAACAUUGAGUCGACAUAAAGUUGGUCUGAAAUUACAAAACAAAGACAAAUCUCCUCUUUGCUCACCGUGCCGCUCACCAAUGGGUACUUUAACAUGGGAAGGGAGUCCCCGGUUUGGAGCUACCAGUCCCCGGUUUGGAGCUACCAGUCCCCGGUUUGGAGCUACCAGUCCAGACAUUCUCCUUAGUGGUGAUGACGAAGACUAUAAGAGAAUAUAUACCAAAAAAAUUAAACCCAGACUGAAGUCUGAAGAUUUAGCUGAAGGAGUGGACGUACGGACUGAGAGGCACAGCAGCACAAGCAGCGAUGGAAGCACAAUAACAACCAUUACUCGUCGCAUUACUACGUAUACUGUGGAUUUUCCUCAUGGUAUAAGUGAGCAACAUGAACUUUCAAGUCCUGAGAUCAAAGGGCAAAGACAGAAUUCAGAAGAUGACUCAUCCCAAAUCAGAAUGUCACAUGACAGCCAUACAGGUAAAGCAGAGGAGGGAGUUUUUGAGUUCAAGAAAGUUUCUCACACAGGGCCACAAAUUAAUUUAGCUGAUACAAGAUGGGGCACUGGAGGUAUUUAUUCCAAAAGUAUUCAAAGAGAGGGAGAUAUAGAGGGAAAUAAAAGCAUUGGUUUUACAGUUCCUUCAUGUGAACUCAGAAUGCGCAGUGAAGAUGGAAAGCUUGAGGACGGGGACACGGGCCUGCAGGACACAAAAAUGGCGCAGAAUGAUAGUACAAACACUGGUAGUAGGAUUGUCGCAAUAGAGCGACUGAGAAGUGAAAAUGUAAUUUCAGCUGAUGAAAAUGGAGGGUCUAUUAGUAUGUCUGUACCAGGGACAAUGCAUAUAACUACACAAGAAAUUAUGAAAACAAAAAAUCUAAACUCUGAAACUGAUACAGAUGAAAGGACAAAUAUGAAUGUAACUGAUGUUAGCUUACCUGGUAAUGUAAUUGGCAUCUCUAGAAUUGAAUCCAGGGGGCAGGGGGAAAGAUCUGUACAUUUACCAUCAAUAGGCAUAAAAUCCUCAGUAGUUAAUGAGGAAACAAGCACAAAACACAAAGGGGAUAGCAAUGUGAAUUUUUUGACCCAAAAAACAGAAGUAAAAAUAUCAACAGUAAAAGUUCCAACAGUGGAUAUCAAAAGCCAAACAAUUAAAGGAACAGAUUUGGAUGCAGGUGUUGGAAAUAUAGAAGGCAUAGAUGUAAGUGGUGCAAAAAUAAAAAUGCCUUCAACUGAGGGGUCUAGCCUAACUAUGCAAAACAUAAAUAUCAGCUUGACAGGCCAAAAAGUAAAAGAUGUGAUUGAAACUUCAGAUCAAAGAACAAAUGUUGAUGUUAAACUUCCAAAUGUUGAAUUGCCGGAGGUCAACACUGAUGGUGGGAAAGCUGGAUUUCAAAUGCCAAAUGUAAAAAUGACUUCAUUUAGCAUCGAAGGUCCAAAAUGGGAGGGUAACGUUCCAAAGACUGAUAAAGACAUGACUGCAACAGUUGAAAUUAUGGGUUCAAAAGGUGGAAUUGAAAUGCCUAAAAUCAAAAUGCCCUCAAUUGACAUCAGAGGUCAGAAAAUGUAUGAUGACAGAAAUGUUCCAAAAGCCGAGGUAGAAUUGACAGAACCAAAGGUUGACAUUAAUGUCCCAGGUGCAGACAUUGAAGGACCAGAUGCACAGUUUAAAGGAACAAAAAUUACUUUACCAUCAGUUAAAGGUCAAACACUUCCAGACAUGGACAUGAACCUUAAAAGUCCCAAUCUAGAAGGAGAUGGUAAUAUGUCAGUUCCGAAUAUUAAAGGUGAAGUCAAAUUUGAUAUUAAUCUUCCUGAUGUUGAUACUGAAGGACAAGAACGAAAACUUAAAGGGUCUAAAUUUAGUAUGCCAUCCAUAAAGGGUCCAAAAAUGCCAGAUUUGGACAUAAACCUCAAAGGUCCCAACUUGAAAGAUGUUGAUAUUUCAGUUCCUGCAGUUGAAGGCAAAGUUAGUGCACCAAAGGUUGAUGUAUCGGAUGUCAACACUGAGGGCACAAAAGGAGGAUUUAAAAUGCCAAAAGUCAAAAUAUCCUCAUUUAGCAUUGAAACUCCGAAGCCGGAGGGUCCAGAAAUUGAUGUAAGUCUUCCAAAAGCUGAAACUGACUUGAAAGGACGAAAAGUUGAUGUUAAUCUUCCUGAUGUUGACAUCAAAGUACCUGAUGGAAAACUUAAAGGGCCUAAAUUUAGUAUGCCAUCCAUAAAGGGUCCAAAAAUGCCAGAUUUGGACAUCAACCUCAAAGAUUCUAAGUUGGAGGGAGAUGUUGAUAUUUCAGUUCCUAAAAUUGAAGGCAAAGUUUGUGCACCAGAAGUUGAUCUGCCUGAUGUCAACAUCGAUGGUACAAAAGGAGGAUUUAAAAUGCCAAAAGUCACAAUGCCCACAUUUGACAUCAAAGCUCCCAAACAGGAGGGUCCAAAAGUUGAUGUAAGUCUUCCAAAAGCUGAAAUUGACUUGAAAGGGCCAAAAGUUGAUGUUAAUCUUCCUGAUAGUGACAUUGAAGGACCUGAUGGAAAAUUCAAAGGGCCUAAAUUUAGUAUGCCAUCCAUAAAGGGUCCAAAAAUGCCAGAUUUAGACAUAAACCUCAAAGGUCCCAAGUUGGAGGGAGAUGCUGAUAUUUCAGUUCCUAAAAUUGAAGGCAAAGUUAGUGCACCAGAAGUUGAUCUGCCUGAUGUCAACAUCGAUGGCACAAAAGGAGGAUUUAAAAUGCCAAAGGUCAAAAUGCCCAGAUUUGGUAUCAAAACUCCCAAACUAGAAAGUCCAGAAGUUGAUGUAAGUCUUCCAAAAGCUGAAAUUGACUUGAAAGGACCAAAUGUUGAUGUUAAUCUUUCUGAUAUUGACAUCGAAGGACCUGAUGGAAAACUCAAAGGGCCGAAAUUUAGUAUGACAUCCAUAAAGGGUCCAAAAAUGCCAGAUAUGGACAUAAACCUCAAAGGUCUUAAGUUGGAGGGAGAUGUUGAUAUUUCAGUUCCUAAAAUUGAAGGAGAAGUUUGUGCACCAGAAGUUGAUCUGCCUGAUGUCAACAUCGAUGGUACAAAAGGAGAAUUUAAAAUGCCAAAAGUCACAAUGCCCUCAUUUGACAUCAAAGCUCCUAAACUGGAGGGCCCUAAAGUUGAUGUAAGUCUUCCAAAAGCUGAACUUGACUUGAAAGGACCAAAAGCUGAUGUUAAUCUUCCUGAUGUUGACAUUGAAGGACCUGAUGUAAAACUUAAAGGGCCUAAAUUUAGUAUGCCAUCUAUAAAGGGUCCAAAAAUGCCAGAUUUGGACAUAAACCUCAAAGGUCCCAAGUUGGAGGGAGAUGUUGAUAUUUCAGUUCCUAAAAUUGAAGGCAAAGUUAGUGCACCAGAAGUUGAGCUGCCCGAUGUCAACAUCGAUGGUACAAAAGGAGGAUUUAAAAUGCCAAAGGUCAAAAUGCCCAGAUUUGGUAUCAAAACUCCCAAACCAGAAGGUCCAGAAGUUGAUGUAAGUCUUCCAAAAACUGAACUUGACUUGAAAGGAUCAAAAGUUGAUGUGAAUCUUUCUGAUAUUGACAUCGAAGGACCUGAUGGAAAACUCAAAGGGCCGAAAUUUAGUAUGCCAUCCAUAAAGGGUCCAAAAAUGCCAGAUAUGGACAUAAACCUCAAAGGUCUUAAGUUGGAGGGAGAUGUUGAUAUUUCAGUUCCUAAAAUUGAAGGCAAAGUUUGUGCACCAGAAGUUGAUCUGCCUGAUGUCAACAUCGAUGGUACAAAAGGAGAAUUUAAAAUGCCAAAAGUCACAAUGCCCUCAUUUGAUAUCAAAGUUCCUAAACUGGAGGGCCCAAAAGUUGAUGUAAGUCUUCCAAAAGCUGAACUUGACUUGAAAGGACCAAAAGUUGAUGUUAAUCUUCCUGAUAUUGACAUUGAAGGACCUGAUGGAAAACUUAAAGGGCCUAAAUUUAGUAUGCCAUCUAUAAAGGGUCCAAAAAUGCCAGAUUUGGACAUAAACCUCAAAGGUCCCAAGUUGGAGGGAGAUGUUGAUAUUUCAGUUCCUAAAAUUGAAGGCAAAGUUAGUGCACCAGAAGUUGAGCUGCCCGAUGUCAACAUCGAUGGUACAAAAGGAGGAUUUAAAAUGCCAAAGGUCAAAAUGCCCAGAUUUGGUAUCAAAACUCCCAAACCAGAAGGUCCAGAAGUUGAUGUAAGUCUUCCAAAAGCAGAAAUUGACUUGAAAGGACCAAAUGUUGAUGUUAAUCUUUCUGAUAUUGACAUCGAAGGACCUGAUGGAAAACUCAAAGGGCCGAAAUUUAGUAUGCCAUCCAUAAAGGGUCCAAAAAUGCCAGAUUUAGACAUAAACCUCAAAGGUCCCAAGUUGGAGGGAGAUGUUGAUAUUUCAGUUCCUAAAAUUGAAGGAGAAGUUUGUGCACCAGAAGUUGAUCUGCCUGAUGUCAACAUCGAUGGUACAAAAGGAGGAUUUAAAAUGCCAAAAGUGAAAAUGCCCCAAUUUGGCAUCAAAACUCCCAAACCAGAAGGUCCAGAAGUUGAUGUAAGUCUUCCAAAAGCAGAAAUUGACUUGAAAGGACCAAAAGCUGAUGUUAAUCUUCCUGAUAUUGACAUUGAAGGACCAGAUGUAAAACUUAAAGGGCCUAAAUUUAGUAUGCCAUCUAUAAAGGGUCCAAAAAUGCCAGAUUUGGACAUAAACCUCAAAGGUCCCAAGUUGGAGGGAGAUGUUGAUAUUUCAGUUCCUAAAAUUGAAGGCAAAGUUAGUGCAGCAGAAGUUGACCUGCCCGAUGUCAACAUCGAUGGUACAAAAGGAGGAUUUAAAAUGCCAAAGGUCAAAAUGCCCAGAUUUGGUAUCAAAACUCCCAAACUAGAAGGUCCAGAAGUUGAUGUAAGUCUUCCAAAAGCAGAAAUUGACUUGAAAGGACCAAAUGUUGAUGUUAAUCUUUCUGAUAUUGACAUCGAAGGACCUGAUGGAAAACUCAAAGGGCAGAAAUUUAGUAUGCCAUCCAUAAAGGGUCCAAAAAUGCCAGAUUUAGACAUAAACCUCAAAGGUCCCAAGUUGGAGGGAGAUGUUGAUAUUUCAGUUCCUAAAAUUGAAGGCAAAGUUUGUGCACCAGAAAUUGAUCUGCCUGAUGUCAACAUCGAUGGUACAAAAGGAGGAUUUAAAAUGCCAAAAGUGAAAAUGCCCCAAUUUGGCAUCAAAGCUCCCAAACCAGAAGGUCCAGAAGUUGAUGUAAGUCUUCCAAAAGCAGAAAUUGACUUGAAAGGACCAAAAGCUGAUGUUACUCUUCCUGAUAUUGACAUUGAAGGACCAGAUGUAAGACUUAAAGGACCUAAAUUUAGUAUGCCAUCCAUAAAGAGUCCAAAAAUGCCAGAUUUGGACAUAAACCUCAAAGGUCCCAAGUUGGAGGGAGAUGCUGAUAUUUCAGUUCCUAAAAUUGAAGGAGAAGUUUGUGCACCAGAAGUUGAUCUGCCUGAUGUCAACAUUGAUGGUACAAAAGGAGGAUUUAAAAUGCCAAAAGUCACAGUGCCCUCAUUUGACAUCAAAGCUCCCAAACUGGAGGGUCCAAAAGUUGAUGUAAGUCUUCCAAAAGCUGAAAUUGACUUGAAAGGACCAAAAGCUGAUGUUAAUCUUCCUGAUAUUGACAUUAAAGGACCUGAUGGAAAAUUUAAAGGGCCUAAAUUUAGUAUGCCAUCUAUAAAGGGUCCAAAAAUGCCAGAUUUGGACAUAAACCUCAAAGGUCCCAAGUUGGAGGGAGAUGCUGAUAUUUCAGUUCCUAAAAUUGAAGGCAAAGUUAGUGCACCAGAAGUUGAUCUGCCCGAUGUCAACAUCGAUGGUACAAAAGGACGAUUUAAAAUGCCAAAAGUGAAAAUGCCCAAAUUUGGCAUCAAAACACCCAAACCAGAAGGUCCAGAAGUUGAUGUAAGUCUUCCAAAAGCAGAAAUUGACUUGAAAGGACCAAAAGCUGAUGCUAAUCUUCCUGAUAUUGACAUUGAAGGACCAGAUGUAAAACUUAAAGGGCCUAAAUUUAGUAUGCCAACUAUAAAGGGUCCAAAAAUGCCAGAUUUGGACAUAAACCUCAAAGGUCCCAAGUUGGAGGGAGAUGUUGAUAUUUCAGUUCCUAAAAUUGAAGGCAAAGUUAGUGCAUCAGAAGUUGAUCUGCCUGAUGUCAACAUCGAUGGUACAAAAGGAGGAUUUAAAAUGCCAAAAGUCACAAUGCCCUCAUUUGACAUCAAAGCUCCCAAACUGGAGGGCCCAAAAGUUGAUGUAAGUCUUCCAAAAGCUGAAAUUGACUUGAAAGGACCAAAAGCUGAUGUUAAUCUUCCUGAUAUUGACAUUAAAGGACCUGAUGGAAAACUUAAAGGGCCUAAAUUUAGUAUGCCAUCCAUAAAGGGUCCAAAAAUGCCAGAUUUGGACAUAAACCUCAAAGGUCCCAAGUUGGAGGGAAAUGCUGAUAUUUCAGUUCCUAAAAUUGAAGGAGAAGUUUGUGCAUCAGAUGCUGAUCUGCCCGAUGUCAACAUCGAUGGUACAAAAGGAGGAUUUAAAAUGCCAAAAGUCACAAUGCCCUCAUUUGACAUCAAAGCUCCCAAACUGGAGGGCCCAAAAGUUGAUGUAAGUCUUCCAAAAACUGAAAUUGACUUGAAAGGACCAAAUGUUGAUGUUCAUCUUCCUGAUGUUGAUAUUGAAGGACCUGAUGGAAAACUUAAAGGGCCGAAAUUUAGCAUGCCAUCCAUAAAGGGUCCAAAAAUGCCAGAUUUGGACAUAAACCUCAAAGGUCCCAAGUUGGAGGGAGAUGUUGAUAUUUCAGUCCCUAAAAUUGAAGGCAAAGUUAGUGGACCAGAAGUUAAUCUGCCUGAUGUCAACAUCGAUGGUACAAAAGGAGGAUUUAAAAUGCCAAAAGUCAAAAUGCCCAAAUUUGGCAUCAAAGCUCCUAAACCAGAAGGUCCAGAAGUUGAUGUAAGUCUUCCAAAAGCUGAACUUGACUUGAAAGGAUCAAAAGUUGAUGUUAAUCUUCCUGAUAUUGACAUUAAAGGACCUGAUGGAAAACUUAAAGGGCCUAAAUUUAGUAUGCCAUCCAUAAAGGGUCCAAAAAUGCCAGAUUUGGACAUAAACCUCAAAGGUCCCAAGUUGGAGGGAGAUGUUGAUAUUUCAGUUCCUAAAAUUGAAGGCAAAGUUAGUGCACCAGAAGUUGAUCUGCCUGAUGUCAACAUUAAUGGUACAAAAGGAGGAUUUAAAAUGCCAAAAGUCACAAUGCCCUCAUUUGACAUCAAAGCUCCCAAACUGGAGGGUCCAAAAGUUGAUGUAAGUCUCCCAAAAGCUGAAAUUGAAUUGAAAGGACCAAAUGUUGAUGCUAAUCUUCCUGAUGUUGAUAUUGAAGGACCUGAUGGAAAACUUAAAGGGCCUAAAUUUAGUAUGCCAUCCAUAAAGAGUCCAAAAAUGCCAGAUUUGGACAUAAACCUCAAAGGUCCUAAGUUGGAGGGAGAUGUUGAUGUUUCAGUUCCUAAAAUUGAAGGCAAAGUUUGUGCACCAGAAAUUGAUCUGCCUGAUGUCAACAUCGAUGGCACAAAAGGAGGAUUUAAAAUGCCAAAGGUCAAAAUGCCCAAAUUUGGCAUCAAAGCUCCCAAACCAGAAAUUCCAGAAAUUGAUGUAAGUCUUCCAAAAGCUGAACUUGACUUGAAAGGACCAAAAGUUGAUGUUAAUCUUCCUGAUAUUGACAUUAAAGGACCUGAUGGAAAAUUUAAAGGGCCUAAAUUUAGUAUGCCAUCCAUAAAGGGUCCAAAAAUGCCAGAUUUGGACAUAAACCUCAAAGGUCCCAAGUUGGAGGGAGAUGCUGAUAUUUCAGUCCCUAAAAUUGAAGGAGAAGUUUGUGCACCAGAAGUUGAUCUGCCUGAUGUCAACAUCGAUGGUAUAAAAGGAGGAUUUAAAAUGCCAAAAGUCACAAUGCCCUCAUUUGACAUCAAAGCUCCCAAACUGGAGGGUCCAAAAGUUGAUGUAAGUCUCCCAAAAGCUGAAAUUGACUUGAAAGGACCAAAUGUUGAUGUUAAUCUUCCUGAUGUUGAUAUUGAAGGACCUGAUGGAAAACUUAAAGGGCCUAAAUUUAGUAUGCCAUCUAUAAAGGGUCCAAAAAUGCCAGAUUUGGACAUAAACCUCAAAGGUCCCAAGUUGGAGGGAGAUGUUGAUGUUUCAGUUCCUAAAAUUGAAGGCAAAGUUUGUGCACCAGAAAUUGAUCUGCCUGAUGUCAACAUCGAUGGUACAAAAGGAGGAUUUAAAAUGCCAAAGGUCAAAAUGCCCAAAUUUGGCAUCAAAGCUCCCAAACCAGAAAUUCCAGAAAUUGAUGUAAGUCUUCCAAAAGCUGAACUUGACUUGAAAGGACCAAAAGUUGAUGUUAAUCUUCCUGAUAUUGACAUUAAAGGACCUGAUGGAAAAUUUAAAGGGCCUAAAUUUAGUAUGCCAUCCAUAAAGGGUCCAAAAAUGCCAGAUUUGGACAUAAACCUCAAAGGUCCCAAGUUGGAGGGAGAUGUUGAUAUUUCAGUCCCUAAAAUUGAAGGAGAAGUUUGUGCACCAGAAGUUGAUCUACCUGAUGUCAACAUCGAUGGUACAAAAGGAGGAUUUAAAAUGCCAAAAGUCAAAAUGCCCUCAUUUGACAUCAAAGCUCCCAAACUGGAGGGUCCAAAAGUUGAUGUAAGUCUCCCAAAAGCUGAAAUUGACUUGAAAGGUCCAAAAGCUGAUGUUAAUCUUCCUGAAGUUGAUAUUGAAGGACCUGAUGGAAAACUUAAAGGGCCGAAAUUUAGCAUGCCAUCCAUAAAGAGUCCAAAAAUGCCAGAUUUGGACAUAAACCUCAAAGGUCCCAAGUUGGAGGGAGAUGUUGAUAUUUCAGUCCCUAAAAUUGAAGGAGAAGUUUGUGCACCAGAAGUUGAUCUGCCUGAUGUCAACAUCGAUGGUACAAAAGGAGGAUUUAAAAUGCCAAAAGUCAAAAUGCCCAAAUUUGACAUCAAAGCUCCCAAACUGGAGGGUCCAAAAGUUGAUGUAAGUCUUCCAAAAGCUGAAAUUGACUUGAAAGGUCCAAAAGCUGAUGUUAAUCUUCCUGAUAUUGACAUUAAAGGACCUGAUGUAAAACUUAAAGGACCUAAAUUUAGUAUGCCAUCCAUAAAGAGUCCAAAAAUGCCAGAUUUGGACAUAAACCUCAAAGGUCCCAAGUUGGAGGGAGAUGUUGAUAUUUCAGUUCCUAAAAUUGAAGGCAAAGUUAGUGCACCAGAAGUUGAUCUGCCCGAUGUCAACAUCGAUGGUACAAAAGGAGGAUUUAAAAUGCCAAAAGUCACAAUGCCCUCAUUUGACAUCAAAGCUCCUAAACUGGAGGGUCCAAAAGUUGAUGUAAGUCUUCCAAAAGCUGAAAUUGACUUGAAAGGACCAAAUGUUGAUGUUAAUCUUCCUGAUGUUGAUAUUGAAGGACCUGAUGGAAAACUUAAAGGGCCUAAAUUUAGUAUGCCAUCCAUAAAGAGUCCAAAAAUGCCAGAUUUGGACAUAAACCUCAAAGGUCCUAAGUUGGAAGGAGAUGUUGAUAUUUCAGUCCCUAAAAUUGAAGGAGAAGUUUGUGCACCAGAAAUUGAUCUGCCUGAUGUCAACAUCGAUGGUACAAAAGGAGGAUUUAAAAUGCCAAAAGUCAAAAUGCCCAAAUUUGGCAUCAAAGCUCCCAAACCAGAAAUUCCAGAAAUUGAUGUCAGUCUUCCAAAAGCUGAACUUGACUUGAAAGGACCAAAGGUUGAUGCUAAUCUUCCUGAUAUUGACAUUAAAGGACCAGAUGGAAAAUUUAAAGGGCCUAAAUUUAGUAUGCCAUCUAUAAAGGGUCCAAAAAUGCCAGAUUUGGACAUAAACCUCAAAGGUCCUAAGUUGGAAGGAGAUGUUGAUAUUUCAGUCCCUAAAAUUGAAGGAGAAGUUUGUGCACCAGAAGUUGAUCUGCCUGAUGUCAACAUCGAUGGUACAAAAGGAGGAUUUAAAAUGCCAAAAGUCAAAAUGCCCAAAUUUGGCACCAAAGCUCCCAAACCGGAAGGUCCUGAAUUAGAUUUAAGUUCAAACUUAAAAGGCGAAGUCAAAGGGCACAUUAAAACACCAGAGAUGGAUGUGAAAGGUCAAAAAGUAAAAAGCCCAAAGGUUAAAGUUCCAAAAUUCAAAAUGCCGAAAUUUGGAUUCAAGAGUCCCAAGUCUGAAGGCCCAGACAUAGAUGUAAAUCUCCCUAAGGCUGACAUUUAUGUAAGUGAACCUAAAUUAGAUAUUAAAGCCCCCCACAUUGACACUGAAAGUCCCAGUGGAAAACUGAAAGGACCAAAAUUUAAUCUUCCAUCGAUUUCUGGGCCAAAACUUGCUAUGCCUGAUGUUGACUUCAAUCUAAAAGGUCCAAAGAUGAAAGGAGACAUGGAUUUGUCUACACCAAAACUUGAGGCAGACAUAAAUCUUCCAGAUGUUGACAUCGAAUGUCCAGACAUUGAUGUGGAAGGAAUAAAGGGUGGAUUUGAAAUGCCCAAAAUAAAAAUGCCUAAAUUUGGACACAAAGGUACAAAGGUUGAAGCACCUGAAGUAGAUGUAAAGCUCCCUAAAGCGGAAAUUGAUGUGGAUGCACCAAAAGUGGACAUAAAAAGCCCUGAAAUUGAUAUUGAAAGUCCCAGUGGAAAGGUGAAAGGACCAAAAUUCCACCUUCCAUCCAUUUCUGGACCCAAAAUCACUAUGCCCGAUGUUGAUUUGAAUCUUAAAGGUCCAAAGAUAAAAGGAGACAUGGAUCUGUCUGCACCCAAGCUUGAAGGAGAUAUAAAUCUUCCAGAUGUUGACAUCGAAUGUCCAGAAAUUGAUGUGAAGGGACCAAAGGGUGGAUUUGAAAUGCCAACAUUUAAAAUGCCUAAAUUUGGAUUCAAAGGUCAAAACGUUGAAGCACCUGAAGUAGAUGUAAAGCUCCCUAAGGCUGAAAUGGAUGUGGAUACACCCAAACUGGAUUUAAAGGGCCCUGAAAUUGACAUUGAAAGUCCAAGUGGAAAAAUCAAAGGACCGAAAUUUAAUCUUCCCAACAUUUCUGGAGCAAAAAUCACUAUGCCUGACGUUGACUUCAAUCUAAAGGGUCGAAAGAUAAAAGGAGACAUGGAUUUGUCUGCACCAAAACUUGAAGGAGACAUAAAACUUCCAGAUGUUGACAUUGAAUGUCCAGACAUUGAUGUGGAGGGACCAAAGGGUGGAUUUGAAAUGCCCAAGAUAAAAAUGCCUAAAUUUGGACACAAAGGUUCAAAGGUUGAAGCACCUGAAGUAGAUGUAAAGCUCCCUAAAGCUGAAAUUGAUGUGGAUGCACCCAAACUGGACUUAAAGGGCCCUGAAAUUGAUAUUGAAAGUCCAAGUGGAAAAGUGAAAGGACCAAAAUUCCAUCUUCCAUCCAUUUCUGGGCCCAAAAUCACUAUGCCUGACGUUGACUUCAAUCUAAAGGGUCCAAAGAUAAAGGGAGACAUGGAUUUGUCUGCACCAAAACUUGAAGGAGACAUAAAUCUUCCAGAUGUUGACAUUGAAUGUCCAGAAAUUGAUGUGAAGGGACCAAAGGGUGGAUUUGAAAUGCCAACAUUUAAAAUGCCUAAAUUUGGAUUCAAAGGUCAAAAGGUUGAAGCACCUGAAGUAGAUGUAAAGCUCCCUAAAGCUGAAAUUGAUGUGGAUGCACCCAAACUGGACUUAAAGGGCCCUGAAAUUGACAUUGAAAGUCCUAGUGGAAAAAUCAAAGGACCAAAAUUUAAUCUUCCAAACAUUUCUGGACCCAAAAUCACUAUGCCUGACGUUGAUUUCAAUCUAAAGGGUCGAAAGAUAAAGGGAGACAUGGAUUUGUCUGCACCAAAACUUGAAGGAGACAUAAAUCUUCCAGCUGUUGACAUUGAAUGUCCAGACAUUGAUGUGGAAGGAACAAAGGGUGGAUUUGAAAUGCCCAAGAUAAAAAUGCCUAAAUUUGGAUUCAAAGGUACAAAGGUUGAAGCACCUGAAGUAGAUGUAAAGCUCCCUAAAGCUGAAAUUGAUGUGGAUGCACCCAAACUGGACUUAAAGGGCCCUGAAAUUGACAUUGAAAGUCCAAGUGGAAAAAUCAAAGGACCAAAAUUUAAUCUUCCAAACAUUUCUGGACCCAAAAUCACUAUGCCUGACGUUGAUUUCAAUCUUAAAGGGUCGAAGAUAAAGGGAGACAUGGAUUUGUCUGCACCCAAAACUUGAAGGAGACAUAAAUCUUCCAGAUGUGUUGACAUUGAAAUGUCCAGAAAUUGAUGUGAAGGAACAAAGGGUGGAUUUGAAAUGCCAACAUUUAAAAUGCCUAAAUUUGGAUUCAAAGGUCAAAAGGUUGAAGCACCUGAAGUAGAUGUAAAGCUCCCUAAAGCUGAAAUUGAUGUGGAUGCACCCAAACUGGACUUAAAGGGCCCUGAAAUUGACAUUGAAAGUCCUAGUGGAAAAAUCAAAGGACCAAAAUUUAAUCUUCCAAACAUUUCUGGACCCAAAAUCACUAUGCCUGACGUUGACUUCAAUCUAAAGGGUCGAAAGAUAAAGGGAGACAUGGAUUUGUCUGCACCAAAACUUGAAGGAGACAUAAAUCUUCCAGAUGUUGACAUUGAAUGUCCAGACAUUGAUGUGGAAGGAACAAAGGGUGGAUUUGAAAUGCCCAAGAUAAAAAUGCCGAAAUUUGGAUUCAAAGGUACAAAGGUUGAAGCACCUGAAGUAGAUGUAAAGCUCCCUAAAGCUGAAAUUGAUGUGGAUGCACCCAAACUGGACUUAAAGGGCCCUGAAAUUGACAUUGAAAGUCCAAGUGGAACAAUCAAAGGACCAAAGUUCCACCUUCCAUCCUUUUCUGGGCCCAAAAUCACUAUGCCCGAUGUUGAUUUGAAUCUUAAAGGUCCAAAGAUAAAGGGAGACAUGGAUUUGUCUGCACCCAAGCUUGAAGGAGAUAUAAAUCUUCCAGAUGUAGACAUCAAAUGUCCAGAAAUUGAUGUGAAGGGACCAAAGGGUGGAUUUGAAAUGCCAACAUUUAAAAUGCCUAAAUUUGGAUUCAAAGGUCAAAAGGUUGAAGCACCUGAAGUAGAUGUAAAGCUCCCUAAAGCUGAAAUUGAUGUGGAUGCACCCAAACUGGACUUAAAGGGCCCUGAAAUUGACAUUGAAAGUCCAAGUGGAAAAAUCAAAGGACCGAAAUUUAAUCUUCCAAACAUUUCUGGACCCAAAAUCACUAUGCCUGACGUUGACUUCAAUCUAAAGGGUCGAAAGAUAAAGGGAGACAUGGAUUUGUCUGCACCAAAACUUGAAGGAGACAUAAAUCUUCCAGAUGUUGACAUUGAAUGUCCAGACAUUGAUGUGGAAGGAACAAAGGGUGGAUUUGAAAUGCCAAAAUUUAAAAUGCCUAAAUUUGGAUUCAAAGGUACAAAGGUUGAAGCACCUGAAGUAGAUGUAAAGCUCCCUAAAGCUGAAAUUGAUGUGGAUGCACCCAAACUGGACUUAAAGGGCCCUGAAAUUGACAUUGAAAGUCCAAGUGGAACAAUCAAAGGACCAAAGUUCCACCUUCCAUCCUUUUCUGGGCCCAAAAUCACUAUGCCCGAUGUUGAUUUGAAUCUUAAAGGUCCAAAGAUAAAGGGAGACAUGGAUUUGUCUGCACCCAAGCUUGAAGGAGAUAUAAAUCUUCCAGAUGUAGACAUCAAAUGUCCAGAAAUUGAUGUGAAGGGACCAAAGGGUGGAUUUGAAAUGCCAACAUUUAAAAUGCCUAAAUUUGGAUUCAAAGGUCAAAAGGUUGAAGCACCUGAAGUAGAUGUAAAGCUCCCUAAAGCUGAAAUUGAUGUGGAUGCACCCAAACUGGACUUAAAGGGCCCUGAAAUUGACAUUGAAAGUCCUAGUGGAAAAAUCAAAGGACCGAAAUUUAAUCUUCCAAACAUUUCUGGACCCAAAAUCACUAUGCCUGAUGUAGACUUCAAUCUAAAGGGUCGAAAGAUAAAGGGAGACAUGGAUUUGUCUGCACCAAAACUUGAAGGAGACAUAAAUCUUCCAGAUGUUGACAUUGAAUGUCCAGACAUUGAUGUGGAAGGAACAAAGGGUGGAUUUGAAAUGCCAACAUUUAAAAUGCCUAAAUUUGGAUUCAAAGGUCAAAAGGUUGAAGCACCUGAAGUAGAUGUAAAGCUCCCUAAAGCUGAAAUUGAUGUGGAUGCACCCAAACUGGACAUUAAGGGCCCUGAAAUUGACAUUGAAAGUCCAAGUGGAAAAAUCAAAGGACCGAAAUUCCAACUUCCAUCCAUUUCUGGACCCAAAAUCACUAUGCCCGAUGUUGAUUUGAAUCUUAAAGGUCCAAAGAUAAAGGGAGACAUGGAUUUGUCUGCACCCAAAACUUGAGGAGAUAUAAAUCUUCCAGAUGUAGACAUCAAAUGUCCAGAAAUUGAUGUGAAGGGACCAAAGGGUGGAUUUGAAAUGCCAACAUUUAAAAUGCCUAAAUUUGGAUUCAAAGGUCAAAAGGUUGAAGCACCUGAAGUAGAUGUAAAGCUCCCUAAAGCUGAAAUUGAUGUAGAUGCACCCAAACUGGACUUAAAGGGCCCUGAAAUUGACAUUGAAAGUCCUGGUGGAAAAAUCAAAGGACCGAAAUUUAAUCUUCCAAACAUUUCUGGACCCAAAAUCACUAUGCCUGACGUUGAUUUGAAUCUUAAAGGUCCAAAGAUAAAAGGAGACAUGGAUUUGUCUGCACCAAAACUUGAAGGAGAUAUAAAUCUUCCAGAUGUAGACUUCGAAUGUCCAGAAAUUGAUGUGAAGGGACCAAAGGGUGGAUUUGAAAUGCCAACAUUUAAAAUGCCUAAAUUUGGAUUCAAAGGUCAAAAGGUUGAAGCACCUGAAGUAGAUGUAAAGCUCCCUAAGGCUGAAAUUGAUGUGGAUGCAUCCAAACUGGACUUAAAGGGCCCUGAAAUUGACAUUGAAAGUCCUAGUGGAAAAAUCAAAGGACCGAAAUUUAAUCUUCCAAACAUUUCUGGACCCAAAAUCACUAUGCCUGACGUUGACUUCAAUCUAAAGGGUCGAAAGAUAAAGGGAGACAUGGAUUUGUCUGCACCAAAACUUGAAGGAGACAUAAAUCUUCCAGAUGUUGACAUUGAAUGUCCAGACAUUAAUGUGGAGGGACCAAAGGGUGGAUUUGAAAUGCCCAAGAUAAAAAUGCCUAAAUUUGGACUCAAAGGUACAAAGGCUGAAGGACCCGAUAUCGAUGUAAAACUUCCUAAAGCUGAAAUUGAUGUGGCUGCACCCAAACUGGACAUAAAGGGCCCUGAAAUUGACAUUGAAAGUCCUAGUGGAAAGAUUAAGAAAACAAAAUUCCACCUUCCAUCCAUUUCCGGGACGAAACUGUCUAUGCCUGAUGUUGACUUCAAUCUAAAGGGUCCAAAGAUAAAGGGAGACAUGGAUUUGUCUGCACCAAAACUUGAAGGAGAUAUAAAAAGUCCCGAUGUUGAUAUCAAAUGUCCAGAAAUUGAUGUGAAGGGCCCAAAAGGUGAAUUUGAGAUGCCAAAAUUUAAAAUGCCUAAAUUUGGAUUCAAAGGUCAAAAGGUUGAAGCACCUGAAGUAGAUGUAAAGCUCCCUAAAGCUGAAAUUGAUGUGGAUGCACCCAAACUGGACAUAAAAGGUCCCCAAAUUGACAUUGAAAGUCCAAGUGGAAAAGUGAAAGGACCAACAUUCCAUCUUCCAUCCAUUUCUGGUCCCAAAAUCACUAUGCCUGACGUUGGCCUCAAUCUAAAGGGUCCAAAGGUCAAGGGAGACAUGGAUUUGUCUGCACCAAAACUUGAGGGAGACAUAAAUCUUCCAGAUGUUGACACUGAAUGUCCAGAAAUUGAUGUGGAGGGACCAAAGGGUGGAUUUGAAAUGCCCAAGAUAAAAAUGCCUAAAUUUGGACUCAAAGGUACAAAGGCACCUGAAGUAGAUGUAAAGCUCCCUAAAGCUGAAAUUGAUGUAGAUGCACCCAAACUGGACAUAAAAGGCCCCCAAAUUGACAUUGAAAGUCCUACUGGAAAAAUCAAAGGAUCAAAAUUUAACCUUCCAUCCAUUUCUGGACCCAAAAUUUCUAUGCCUGAUGUUGACUUCAAUAUGAAGGAUCCGAAGAUAAAAGGAGACAUAGAUUUGUCUGCACCAAAGCUUGAAGGAGACAUAAAUGUUCCAGAUGUUGACAUCAAAUGCCCAGAAAUUGAUGUGGAGGGGCCAAAGGGUGGAUUUGAAAUGCCCAAAAUCAAAAUGCCUACAUUUGGAGUAAAAGGUCCAAAAGGUGACGGGCUUGAUGUAGAUGUAAAGCUCCCUAAAGCUGAAAUUGAUGUGGAUGCACCCAAACUGGACUUAAAGGGCCCUGAAAUUGACAUUGAAUGUCCAAGCGGAAAAAUCAAAGGACCAAAAUUCAACCUUCCAUCCAUUUCCGGGUCUAAAAUUUCUAUGCCUGAUGUUGACUUCAAUCUAAAGGGUCCCAAAGUCAAGGGAGACAUGGAUUUGUCUGCAUCAAAGCUUGAAGGGGACAUCAAAGGUCCAGAUGCUGACAUCAAAGGUCCAGAAAUUUAUGUGGAGGGAAGAAAGGGUGGUUUUGAGAUGCCAAAAUUAAAAAUGCCUAAAUUUGGAUUUAAAGGUCCAAAUGUUGAAAGUCCAGAAAUAGAUGUAAAGGUCCCAAAAGCUGAGAUUGAUGUAGCCCCACCAAAAGUGGACAUAAAAGGCCCUGAAAUGGAAAGUCCAAGUGGACAAAUCAAAGGACCAAAAUUCAACCUUCCAAACAUUUCCGGGUCAAAAAUUUCAAUGCCUGAUAUUGACUUCAAUCUGCAAGGUCCAAAGAUAAAGGGAGACAUGGAUUUGUCUGCACCAAAACUUGAAACAGAUAUAAAUGUUCCAGACGUUGACAUUGAAUGUCCAGAAAUUGAUGUGAAGGGCCCAAAGGGUGGAUUCGAAAUGCCCAAAAUAAAAAUGCCUAAAUUUGGAUUAAAAAGUCCAAAGGUUGAAGGUCCAGAAAUAAAUGCAACUCUCCCUACAGCUGAGAUUGAUGUGGAUGUACCAAAACUGGACAUAAAAGCCCCUGAAAUUGACAUUGAAAGCCCAAGUGGAAAAAUCAAGGGAGCAAAAUUCAGCCUUCCAUCCAUUUCUGGGCACAAAAUGUCCAUGCCUGACGUUGACUUCAAUCUAAAGGAUCCAAAGAUUAAGGGAGACAUGGAUUUGUCUGCACAAAAACUUAAAGGAGACAUAAAACUUCCAGAUGUUGAUAUCAAAGGUCCAGAAAUUGAAGUGGAGGGUGGGAAGGGUGGAUUUGAAAUCCCUAAAAUGAAAAUGCCUGCAGUUGUGUUCAAAGGUCCAAGGAUAGAAGGUUCAGAUAUAGAUGUAAACCUCCCUCAAGCUGAGUUUGAUAUGAAUGCACCCAAACUGGACAUAAAAGGUCCUAACAUUGACACUGAUAGUCGUAGUGGAAAAAUUACAGGACCACAAUUUAAUCUUCCUUCUAUUUCUGAUCCCAAAAUAUCUUCAUCAGACACUCAUGUCACAUUGAAAGGUCCGAAGCUUGAAGGAGAUCUGGAUGUACAUGGGAAAACAGGUAAAUUUAAAGUACCUAAAAUCAAAGGAAAGCCCAAAAAAAGUGAUCUAAGUGUUGAUGUUGGAACACCUAAUAUUAACAUGAAAGGAACUAAGAAAAGUGUUUUUGGAAAGCUUAAUUUUCCAGAUGUUGAAUUAGAUAUUAAAUCACCAAAAGCCAAAGGAGACUGGUCAUUAUCUGAGGGGAAGACAGAUGAUCUUGCAUGUGCAGCAAAAGUUUCUUUACAAGACCCUGAAGUUGAUAGGCCUGGUGUUAUUCAUUAUCCAGAAGGAAAAAUUUCCUUCCCUCAAAUCAAAGCACCAAAAUUUGCUAUUGCAUUGCCACAAGCCGAAGGGUUUGAAGCUACAGGGAAUAUUGAAUCAGAAACUUCAUCUGGAAUGAGUCUUAAAACCAAGUCCUCCUCACUUAAGUAUGAGGCAAGCCCUGGUAAUGUUGAUAUGUCAAGUCCAGAUUUUAAACUAGGUGAACGCAAAGUGAAAGUAAAAAUUCCAAAGUUAUUUGGCAAAUCUAAAGCCAAGAGUAGCAGUGCAAGUGAUCUCAAGGGACCAGAGAUAGAAAUUAGUCCCAGACAAAAAGAAACAGGUGUUAAUGUUGAGGGAGAGAUGGGUGCAAUGAGUAUGUCACCAAAAGGCAAGUCAGCCUCCUUGGACUUUUUUAAGAAAUCAAGGCACAGUCCAUCUUUUAAUACUGAAGGAGCAGGUACAGUUAGCUCUGCUUCUACUCUAGAGGCAGAAGGUGGUGACAUUUCGCUGAACUUUGGAGAAGCUAAGGGUAAAGAAAAGAAAGGAAAGUUGAAGUUUGGAACAUUUGGAGGUUUUGGUUCAAAGUCAAAAGGCUCAUAUGAAGUGACUUUUGGAGAAGACAGUGAAGUAUCAGCAGAGGGAACAACAGGUGUUUCCUUAUCAUCUAAAAAGUCAAGGUUGUCCUCAUCCUCAAGCAAUGAAAGUGGUUCUAAAGGUGGUUUCAGGUUUCCAAAAGUAGAACUAUCUGUCUCACCUAAAACAGAGUAGUAAAGUCUUUUAGAUAACUAUAUUGAUAGCUGAGGAAUCAUCUCGAUUUUUACAAGAAUAGUAACACACAUUAAAAAUGCAUUGUAACUGUAAAUAAGAUUAAUUUGUAUUGUAUUAUUAUAUAUUCAUUUGUAAAUAGAGAUUUAUAAGCAAAUGGCAAUACUCUGAAGGAAAAUGUUAUAUUGCAGAACAUAGCCAUUUCCAAAAUACAUUUCUUAACAAAAAUAAUUUUGCUUAUUACAGUACAGUACAUUACAGUUUUCUUAUAAUGAAUGAUGAUGAUAAUAAAAAAAAGUAAAAAUUGCACAAUAGAAUAGAAUGGUCUGAAGAGACAAAUUAAUGAUGUAUAUAUUUAGACUACUAGCCAUAUUUGCAUUGACAAUCGCUGUUCAUAAAAGUUAUUUUAUGGUGAUUUUUAAUACAUAGUGUAUUUUUUGACUCAAACUAUGUGCCUUUUCUUUUAUAAAAAGUUUUACAAAAAUAAAUGUUAAUACAGCUCAAAGUAUGUGCAAAUGGAUAUGAGAAUAGAGUAAAAUAGUUUUAAUAAAAGAGCUGACCUUUAUUGAAUAACAUUGUGAUGGAAGUAGAGCAUAGUCUCUGUGCCUGCCUUUUUGUGUGCAUUUUGCCAAUAACUGUAAACAAAUUAAAGAGAAUUUUUUUCUUCAA